Messenger RNA from Bombina bombina (fire-bellied toad), 432 nucleotides. It is a transcript of the gene TAFA3, whose product is annotated as TAFA chemokine like family member 3. Lineage: Eukaryota; Metazoa; Chordata; Amphibia; Anura; Bombinatoridae. The record is from RefSeq and is a predicted model, not a curated record. The transcript is spliced from 3 exons. The coding region runs from base 1 to 432 and encodes 143 amino acids. Gene Ontology annotation, molecular function: receptor ligand activity.
AUGGGUAAAAGAGAAAUACAAAGCUUUAUCAGAUGGGCACUGGUUCUCACUCUCUGUCUUUUAACUCUGUGGGGACGGCUAACAGCAGCAUCAACACAUCACAGAAUCCAUUCAGUGCAUGUGGAGCCUGGCACUUGUGAAGUAAUUGCUGCCCACAGAUGUUGCAAUAAAAACAAGAUUGAGGAACGGUCGCAAACAGUAAAAUGUUCCUGUUUUCCUGGACAAGUUGCAGGGACCACAAGAGCAGCUCCCUCAUGUGUAGAUGCUUCUAUAGUUAUCCAGAAAUGGUGGUGUCAGAUGCAGCCAUGUUUAGAAGGGGAAGACUGUAAAGUUCUACCAGAUCUAUCUGGAUGGAGCUGUAGUACCGGAAACAAAGUAAAAACAACAAAGGUAUUGAAAGUCUAUUCCAUUAAUCAACCACCCUUAUGUUAA